GCGACAGGGCCACUCGGAAGCCGCCGAAUACUCCCGUCACGUGAUGCACGCAGGGGAAUCGCGCAGGACAGGAGCUGACGUGCGGCAGCCGGGCCGCGACUUCCUGCCUGUGGCUGCUGCUGUGUGACUGAGACGGAGACUGUAUCAUGGCUUCAAGGUUACUGUUCCGCAGCGCUGUCCGCGCUUUCACCAGGACCGGGGCUGUGAGAGCGGCGGCCCCAGUGCGGAACAUGUCUGCGGGAGGUAUUCCCACUGAUGAGGAGCAGGCUACCGGUUUAGAGAGGGAGAUUCUUCUAGCACUGAAGCAUGGCGAAGAUCCAUACAACAUGCUGAAGCCAAAAUCGUACAAAGGGAGUAAAGAGGAUCCGAAUAUUGUUCCUUCUGUAAACAACCAUAGGAUCGUAGGUUGCAUCUGUGAGGAGGAGAACACUGCUGUCAUUUGGUUUUGGCUACACAAAGGAGAGGCUCAGCGCUGCCCAUCUUGUGGCUCCUUCUACAAGCUUGUACCACAGGAAUACCACCACUACCACUAGCGGGCACGGCAACUUCCUGUCUUGCAUUGUUUUAGCUGUUACACUUUACAGUCUCCUGUAUUUUAUUCCUUACUGGCAUGGGACCAUUAAUAUUACAAUUAAACAGUCCAGCUUCUA
Molecule: messenger RNA, 650 nt
Organism: Pseudophryne corroboree (corroboree frog)
Lineage: Eukaryota; Metazoa; Chordata; Amphibia; Anura; Myobatrachidae
Product: cytochrome c oxidase subunit 5B, mitochondrial
Exons: 4
Coding region: 147-533 (128 amino acids)
Biological process (GO): mitochondrial electron transport, cytochrome c to oxygen
Cellular component (GO): mitochondrial envelope
Source: RefSeq, a predicted model, not a curated record